GCCACCGGCCGCUAGCUCGUAUCUCAGCUGGAGGAGGUUAGCCCGCUAGCUAAGCAGCCCUCCAUCCACCUGACUACGGACUCGUUCGCCAACGCGUGUCCGACCGCUAUGACGUGGUCGUCGGGAAAAGCCCUGACGAGCUCCGCCGCCGGAUGAGACGGGAGCCGCUCGAGUUCGCGUGUGCUAAACGGGGCCCGAGGCGGGCGGGCGGGCGGAUGGAGCCCCCGCGCGACCUAAGCCCGAAGCGGUCAUUCGACGGCGGUCGGCGAGCGUGUUCCCGCACCAACGGUUGGAGCUGGCCUCCUCAUCCCUUGCAGCUCCUGGCCUGGCUCCUCUACGCCUACUUUGCGGCAGUGGGCCUUGGCGUCCUGGUGCCCCUCUUGCCAGCGCACUGGCUGCCUGCCGGCUACAUCUGCACCGGUGUGAUGUUGGCGUGUCAUCUUUGCGCCCACGUCCUGGCGGUCAGCGUGGACCCGGCCGACCGCAACGUCCGAGCCAAGGGGCCGGGCAUGGAGCCUCCGCCGCCUUUCUCCCGGGACCGCGCCUCGGUCGGACGACCCCGCGUCAUCGAGAACUGCCACUGCUACCUCUGCCGGGUGGACGUGGGGCCCAAGUCGAAACACUGCAGCGCGUGCAACAAAUGCGUGGCCGACUUCGAUCAUCACUGUCGGUGGCUCAACAACUGCGUGGGGAGCAGGAACUACAGGUUGUUCCUGUAUAGCGUGGCAUCGGCCGUGUUGGGAGCGUGCGUCCUGCUGACCGUCUCUUCCUACGUUCUGAUGGCCUUUUUCCGGGAGCCCGACGAACGUCACUGGCGGGCGUUCAACCAGACGAAGUGGCCCGAAAGCGCGCCCGCCGCCGUGCCGGCACUAGCCGGCGUCACCGUGGCGCUGGCGUCGCUCGCCGCCGUGCUCCUCUGCCACCUGCUGGCCUUCCACUUUUACCUCAUGUGGAACAGGUUGAGCACGUACGAGUACAUCGUGCGUCAGCGCCACCGCCAGGAAGGGAGACGAAAGACGAGCCCGGAGGACGCCGAGCGAGCUGUCCCUCCCCAGGAAGCCGAGCGGCAGGAAAGUCCGAGGGGAAGUCCGGGAGGAAGUCUGAGCGCGAGUCCGAUGGAAAGUCCAGGCCCGGGCGUCGCCGUCGCACGGUCGUCGCUUCCGGAGCUCCGAGCCCUGCCCGCCAUUAACGCGCCGACGUCCGAGAAGAAAAGGACAACGCGUCAGAGCGCCCACCAGGGGGUCGUCCGGGCCGCCGCGCCUCCCGCCGAGUACUGCUCGGACUCUGCCGAGUCUCUGGAGGAGGUCCCCGUAUUGGCGCUGGCCCGGCUGGGCUCGCGGUCUCGCCGCCAGCCUUCUUUCCCGUUGGCGGGUUCCUGAGCCUCCCACAGAUGAUGGACCUCAAGUUAUGAGUUCGUGUGGUCACCUGCAAUGUUUUACGGAGCGUACACGACUAUGAUAACGAGGACGAAAACGUAAAAACUUAUCCAGGGAGCCUUAUCGGUGUUUUCGGGGGCUGAAAAAAGCGGAAAAUCAGACUUCCAGUGUGGAAACCUUGACAACAUUCCACCCUGUCGUCGCCGUCCGAACAGUAGAGACGGUACGCUCGAGCCUCCCUGCUGGAAUCCGAUUCGACCAAAUGAAGCGGAGGUGCGUCAAAGCCGUGUUCUGAAAAAUGGCGAGGCCUCAAAUGUCACAGACUUGUCGGCGAAUCGCAACGUUGCUGUGAGAAAAUUCAAACUCUGCCAAUACAAAAUGGCAGACUCACUUGAUUAUUCAGAUUUUUUACAAGCAAGAGAAAAUCACCAUCACACUUUAAUUACAUUUAACUCAUUCACAUAUAGUAGUUGUACACUAACAGUAUGAAAAAGAACCAACCGGUUGGUACCAAAAUCCACAGGAAGUGACCCGUAAAUGCCCCCCCCCCCCCCCCCCAAAAUAAAAAAAUAAAA
This is a messenger RNA of Corythoichthys intestinalis (scribbled pipefish), 1951 nucleotides long. RefSeq names its product zinc finger DHHC-type containing 1 (gene zdhhc1). NCBI's taxonomy places the organism in Eukaryota, Metazoa, Chordata, Actinopteri, Syngnathiformes, Syngnathidae. Gene Ontology annotation, cellular component: Golgi apparatus; endoplasmic reticulum. Gene Ontology annotation, molecular function: protein-cysteine S-palmitoyltransferase activity. Gene Ontology annotation, biological process: peptidyl-L-cysteine S-palmitoylation; protein targeting to membrane. The transcript has 9 exons. The coding region runs from base 153 to 1379 and encodes 408 amino acids. The record is from RefSeq and is a predicted model, not a curated record.